Equus caballus (horse) is the source of this 9863-nucleotide messenger RNA. The record is from RefSeq and is a predicted model, not a curated record. Lineage: Eukaryota; Metazoa; Chordata; Mammalia; Perissodactyla; Equidae.
GCAGCAGUGGCUUCCGUCUUAAAGGGGCCGCUGCGGCAGGAGGGGGGAGGUGGGACGCCCUGCGGCUGCGCUCCUGGCCUCCCCGCCUCGGCCUGGUCGUUUAACCGAUUCUUUCGGCCGCAGGUCACCAUCCAAGGUCCCGCUCCUCCGCGUCCCAGGGCCGGACGGAGGGAUGAGGCAGGGGGGGCCCGGGCAGCGCCGUUGCUGCUCCCCCCGCCGCCCGCAGCCAUGGAAACGGGGGAGGAGGACGGCGCCCGCAGAGGUACACAAAGCCCCGAGCGGAAAAGGCGAAGCCCAGUGCCGCGGGCGCCCAGCGCGAAGCUGAGGCCGGCGGCGGCCCAAGCCAUGGAUCCGGUGGCGGCCGAGGGCCCGGGCGAGGCCUACCUGGCGCGGCGGCGGCCGGAGGGCGGCGGCGGGUCGGCGCGGCCGCGCUACAGCCUGUUGGCGGAGAUCGGGCGCGGCAGCUACGGCGUGGUUUACGAGGCGGUUGCCGGGCGCAGUGGGGCCCGGGUGGCGGUCAAGAAGAUCCGCUGCGACGCCCCCGAGAACGUGGAGCUGGCGCUGGCCGAAUUCUGGGCCUUGACCAGCCUCAAGCGGCGCCACCAGAACGUCGUGCAGUUUGAGGAGUGCGUCCUGCAGCGCAACGGGCUGGCCCAGCGCAUGAGCCACGGCAACAAGAGCUCACAGCUUUACCUACGGCUGGUGGAGACCUCGCUCAAAGGAGAAAGGAUCCUGGGUUAUGCCGAAGAGCCCUGCUAUCUCUGGUUUGUCAUGGAAUUCUGUGAAGGUGGAGACCUGAAUCAGUACGUCCUGUCCCGGAGGCCAGACCCAGCAACCAACAAAAGCUUCAUGCUACAGCUCACGAGCGCCAUUGCCUUCCUGCACAAAAACCACAUCGUGCACAGGGACCUAAAGCCAGACAACAUCCUCAUCACGGAGCGCUCUGGCACCCCUGUCCUUAAGGUGGCAGACUUUGGACUAAGCAAGGUGUGUGCUGGGCUGGCCCCCCGAGGCAAAGAGGGCAAUCAAGACAACAAAAAUGUGAAUGUGAAUAAAUACUGGCUGUCCUCAGCCUGCGGCUCAGACUUCUACAUGGCCCCUGAAGUCUGGGAGGGACACUACACAGCCAAGGCUGACAUCUUUGCCCUGGGCAUUAUCAUCUGGGCAAUGAUAGAAAGAAUCACUUUCAUUGACUCUGAGACCAAGAAGGAGCUCCUGGGAACCUAUAUCAAACAAGGGACCGAAAUCGUCCCUGUUGGUGAGGCGCUGCUAGAAAACCCAAAGAUGGAGUUGCACAUCCCCCAGAAACGCAGGACUUCCAUGUCUGAGGGGAUCAAGCAGCUCUUGAAAGAUAUGUUAGCUGCUAACCCGCAGGACCGGCCUGAUGCCUUUGAACUUGAAACCAGAAUGGACCAGGUCACAUGUGCUGCUUAACAUUCAGGGCAAAGCAUCUUGGGUGUUUUUAAACUAGCCAAUAGCAUCCAGAUUGGUCCUAAACUUAAGGAAGACUGAGCCAAGGCCAGCAGAACUUUUUCCAUCUAUAAACGUGACAUCAGGUAAGACCUAGCUUGAAAGGUACUCAAGCACAACACCUAACAAUUUUGUGUUAUUUUUUCUGUUUACUGGCAUAUCUCUUCCAUGAGACUGUGCUCUCUUUAAGUCAGGAUCCUUGGAAAUGUUCUCGUUUAUUUCACUAUUGCCUCUCCAGCCCUGGGCCUGGUGCUUAGCUUAUAUAUAUGGAAAAUUAGCAAGGAAUGAACGGCUUAUGUCAAGGUGCCUUAAUUACUUUAGGACCAUUCACCCUUUAGUCUGUCCCCACAAACUUAUUAGAUCCCUUUUGGAAUUUUGCACCAAGAAGUGACCUACCCAGCCAGUCCUACUUAUCUUGGCUGCUGAGAUAUCUGAUAAUGUAGGGGUCAGACAGGGUUUGAAUUAUGUUUCUAUCCCUUUACCUAACAACCUUGGCUUGUCUGUACUGCAGAUUUUUAUCUGUUUGUUGGAGAUAACAAUACCAGUCAACGUUAAAUUUUACAAAAAUAAUAACUAACAUUGAUGAAUGCAUCCUGUGAGUUAGACACUGUUCUAAAUUCUUUCCAUGUAUCAACUAAUUCAAUCCUCACAACAACCCUUUGAGGUGAGCACUACUGUUAUCCCCUACCUUACACAAGAGAAAACUGUGGCAGAGAGAUUCAUUUCCCCAAGGAUACACAGUGGUAAAGCUGGGAUUUGAACCUGGGCACUCCAGCUCAGAGUUCUUACCCACCACUUCUAAUAUAAGUACAAGGCACUUUGAGUUCAAUAUAUUUUCAAAUUGGUUUGGCAGAGAAAUUAUCACUGGAUAAAAUUAUCACCACCCCGGCACCUCUCCUUGCUGCACAUUUAUAUUUUGUUUCCGUGACUAUUUUGUAGUAUUUAGACAGUAAGCUCCAGGAUUUCCAGGGUGCUGCUCAUCUGUGCUAAUCACCGUCUGGCUAAUGCCUGCUUUCUAGCGGGGGGGAACAUUUAACAUACUUUGGAAUAUUGACAAAUGAAUGAAUGAUUAAUAAGUGCUUCUGACCUAGACUACUGUAGCCCCAGGCCUCAUUCUCAGCCCAAGGGCGAGAAUCUCAAAGUUGUGUCUGCCGCUGCCCGAUGCGAUUGCUUACUUCAGCCACGUAGAUCAGGAAGACCUCAUUCAUUUCAUUCGUUCAACGACGAUUCGGUUCCUUUCACGUGCUUGGUAUUGUUCUAGCAGCCCGGAUUUUAGCGGUGGACAAAACGGUGUCUGCUUUCACGGAGCUUACAUUCUGGUGGAGAGGGGUGGUGUAGAAUAAACAGAUAAAAGUGUUGAAUAACGUCAGGUGGAAGAAAACCAAAACCAAGCAUGGAGUGGGGAUGGGUGGCCACUUUCGCCAGAGUGGCCAGGGUGGCUUCUCUGAUGCGGUGGCGCUGGAGCAGAGACUUGUACAAAGGGAUAGAGCAAACCCCGCAAGGGCCUGGGGAACGGCCUUUUAGGCAGAGAGAAGAGCCGGCGCCACUGUCCUGAGCGAGGAGCGGGCUCAGCACAUGCGCAGAAGGGCGGGAGGACCACGCGGCUGGAGCAGUGCGUCAGGGGACCCGGUAGAGGACCAGGGCGGAGCGCUGCGGGUUACACCCCAACUCCCGAGGGCCAGGAAGAGGGACGUGCGACCGUGGUCUCUGCACUUAACGUGUUUGAGGUCCUGCUGGAAGCCUGCACUUAGAGACAAUGGAGCUGGAAAUGAGGCUGUUAAAGAGGCCACUGGUGCCCACUCAGCAACACCCUCGGAGGGGUCAAGCAGGCCCACGCCGUCACACUCACUGAGGAUGUCUCUCUGCAGAAGUGCUUCUGGCCUCAGAAUCAUUGUUUUCAAAACUGAAGCACUUUUGGGCUCCAGCCGUCCCGCUCCUCCCUUCCCUUCUGCCAACUAGUGAUUACGCGUGUGGGAUUAACUGAGACGCCAACCAGGAAACUAAGACGCCCAGAAACCUCAAGGCCAAGAGGACGUGGAGGAGCCUGAACUGGGGGCUGCAGGGCAUCGACACCCACCCCCUCGAGAUGACCUAGCUCAGUGGUCCUCACACCUGAGCGAGCCUUAGUGUCACCUAGAGCAUGUGUUGAAACACUGAGGACUGAGCCCUGCCCCAGAGAGUUUCUGAUCAGCAGAAACUCUCAGGCCCUAUCUAUGACUAUCAUCUCCGCCUGCUCCAUGGGGUCGACUUUGGCUCAUGGGACUCCUAGCUCGUGUGUCUGACCACUCUGUCCGCAGCCAGCAUCCCGGGUAGCACCAGUCACUCCUUCCCGGGCUCCUUCAGCAUGUUGUGAGAGCCUGUUUAGCAUGGUGGUCCAGAGGCCUGGUUCCAGAUGUCCAGAACCCGGUCUGGCCAUGAGAAGUUCUGUCACGUUGACCGAGUUAUGUCCCCUCUCUAGGCCUCAGUUUCCUCAUUUAUAAUAUGUCAGCGAUGUCUUCGCCAACCUGGAUUUGCAUGGCUCCCUUUCCUCCUUCAUCACAUAUUAUAGUAAUAUAGUAUAAUAUAACGUAGUGUUUUAUGACAUAGCGCUGUGCGGUGGAGAUGACGAUGGCUCCCUCCUCCUGGAUUUGCUAGGAGGAGCAGGGAGUUAGUCUGCCCUCAGAACAGCGCCCGGGACAGAGGAGAUGCUGAGUUCCUCUCGGCUCGAGUUGUUCUGGGCCAUUCGGGUGAACCCUCAGGGCUGUUACAGCCUCCUUAUUUGUACCCAAGGUGGACUGGACAGCCCGUAACAGAGUCACCUUGGUACUUGUUAAAGAGAAGAAUUUCCGCCCCACUCAGGCCGCUGGGAUCAUAAUGGGGGUGGGGGCGGACUCCAGAUUUCUCAUUUUUUACUAGUGUCUCUGGGUGAAUUUUCCCCUGGGAGAGUCUGAGGCUUGAGUGCAAGCGCUUGAGCUGGCUGACCCCGGGUCUGGAUCCACCUGAGGCACUCAGUUACUGAGUGGCCUUGAGCAGGGCGCUUGUCUAGGACCCCCUGGGAACCUCAGGUGUUAAAGCAUCCAAGGGGUGCAGACCCCCAGCUGCCGUGCCCAGCGCAGGGAGCCUCACCCUGGUGCUCGUGUGCCGGGAGGGCUCCACAACUUGGCUGGGGCCUCCAGGCUGCUCUGUCUCCUCCAGAAGACCAAGCUCCCCACACCCCUGGCACCAGACCAGGCACCUUGUCGGCACAGUCAGAACGGGCCUCAGAUUCACCCAGACUGAAGGACUCGCUCCUCCCUGGGCUCCGUCUGUUAGUGUGGCCUCUUCUUUCUCCGCCUUCUGAUGCUGCAGCGUUAUCAGCAUCCUGUGUGUGAGGCCCCACGUGAGGAGCCUGAUGGGGCAGCAGAGCUGGUUUAGUGGAGGAAACAGAACUACACGGAAAUGUUACAUGUACCCUCCCGUUAUAAACGCCUUCUUCAGAAAAGCAUGCUUUCUUCAUGUUUGGACUCUAGUUAAUCUUUUAAAGUUAUUUGUAGAGUGGUAGCUGCCUGGCGCGAACACUCUACUCACAGCUGGAGCUCCAGCAAGGGUGCUGAGGGGUCUCAUUUGAGCCUGGAAUGGUGACUAGCAUCCUAGUUUUAUCGUUGGAUGAAGUGGCCUGUCCAUGCAUGCCCAGCCAGAUACUGGCAUGGCCUAGAUCAGAACGCGGAUGUUGAGGUCACUUCUCCGAUGAUCCAGCCGGGAGAAGGGCCCAGGGAGGGGCCUGGCACUGGGAACACCAAGAGCGGGAAUUCACCGGAGAAUGAGAUGGUUUCGAUCAGAGGGACUUGCCUUAGACAGGCUCUGGCGCCUGGCUAAGUCACGUGACCUCUCAGGCUCUGCUUUCCCAUCUGUAAAAUGAGAGGAGGAGGUUUUAGCUACUUAGCAAGUCGUUCACAUUAGGUAGGACCACGUGUACAAAGCACUUGGCCCACAGCAGGGGCUAGCAAAUGUUGGUGUCCCCCUUGUCACCCACCCCAAAGGACGGAGGGUGGCCUCCGUGCCUCACACUCCUGCAUCCCGGCCCCGCCCAGCCUCUGCUGGCUUUGGCGUCAUGAUGAAUGCAUUCUCCGCACUGUACUGAAGACUGACGUGAAUCAAAGAGCACAAAACAGCUCCUUUGUUCCCUAGAUUUUGCAAGAGAGAGACAUCUUAAAUUCUCAGUUGUGGUCUCCCUGGCACACCCUGACUGGUUUCCCGGAGAACAAACGACAAAGCUGAUUGCCACUUCACAGAGGGGAGGCGGAAAGGGAAAAUAGGACACACACUUUGUUAAGGCUUUUCAAAUGUCAGUGCCUUAGCAUCAGGGAGCUGCAAGCUAGGGGGCCUAUUGGGAUUCUGCUUCCGGGAGAUUUCGUGCCUUCAUUUUGCUCGUUUAAAUUCUGCAUUUCAGCCUGCUCUGCCUCUAUUGAUCUGCUUCAGUCUGAUAUUCCUAAACUGAGUAGCUCUAAUUGGCUCAGAAGGAUGGCUGCAAGGUAAACACUCUCCACGGCUGGCACCCUUUGGGGACUGUCUAUGGGGGCGCUGGACUUUAACCAAGGAGAGCAUGGAAAGGGCACAGCUUUGGAGACAGACAGGCAUGUGUCAUCCUCUGCAUGACCUUGGGCAAUACUGGGCCCCUCUGAGCCUCAGUUUCUCUGCUCACAAAAUGGAGAUGAUGUUUGUGACUGCCUAAGGUCACUGCGGGGAUAAGCAGGGUCAGAUGUGGUGGCACAAUGACGCAGAAAUUUUUGACAAUGAGCCACUGUAUUCUCGCAAAAAAUUUUACUACGCCAAAGAAAAUGUAUGAGCACUGAGAUGCCAGGUAGCACGAUGGCUCUGUGAGCAACACAGUGCUGGUGACAUCUGUUGUCAGAUUUCAGAGAUUCACUGCUUCCUCCAGGUCCUUACAAAUCCAGCCCUUGUUCCUGCGGUCUGCGGUCUAAAUUGAGAAAAUAAAAUAUGAACACAAUGUCUGGAAAAUGACUUUGCAUUUCGGCACUUAUGUUAGAAGACGGGUUCAAUUCUCCAGCUUUAAGUGUUGGUGUUUCUGUCAGUUAUAACGAAUAAACGCACGGAGGUGAAACUGAUCAACCGUUUCAUUGCUUUUCAGAAACGGAGAGAUGACGGCUUCCCUAAGUCAGCGCGUCACUGCGUUUAAUUUGAUGAUGUUGUUUAGAAACUCUAUGUACUGUUUUCUGGGCCAAAACGUAUCAACCAUUGAUGAGGAGAAAAUCAAAAGACAAACGACCAAUUCUCAGUAAAGGGGGAAAUUAUCGUGGUGAUUGAUUACAAGCAUAGACUCCAUGCCCGGGGAGGGGCCGGGGCUCCUGCACAGUCAGAACAGUGAGGAGAAAAGCCUGUGGCGCUCAGGUGCUGAGCAGGGAGCCAGAAGCCUUGGAGUGGAGACCUGCCUCUGCUGCCCGGGUAACCUGACCUUGGACAGGUCACUCCCCUCCGUGGGCGCAUCCCCUCAUCCUCCACAGAAUGACAGUCAUCCCCAUUCAGCCUUCUCCCUGGGUUGUGGUGAGGCUCCACGAGCGAAGCCUGCCAGGACUGGCACUUUAUACCUCAGCUUUCACUUCAUCUUCACAAAACCCAGUGAGGUUUGUCACUUGCCCAAGGUCACAGAGCUAAGAAGAGAAGCCAGGAUUAGAACUCUAGUCUGUGCGCUGUCACUGUGAACUGUAAAGAAACGAAACAAGAGCUAUUAUAAAUAUCAUGGCUGUCAGGACCUCUAGAAGGUUGCAGCAAAAAUAGAAAAACACUCGCUCAGUCAUUAACAAAUAUUUAUUGUAUAGUAUGAGCCAGGCAGUGUUCUAAGCACCAAGAUUAUGGUGGCAUAUGAGCAUAGCGGGGAGACAUACAAUAAGCAGGUAAAUAAAACAAUUUUAGAUGAUGGUCAUUGCUGUGAAGAAAGUAGAAUGUGGAUUUGCAGCGAUGGGAGGCGAGGGGUAGCAAAUUUAAAUUGGGGUCGGGGAAGACGUCUCUGAGGAAGGGACUUCUGAGUAGAAAGUAUGGAGGGCUAUCUGGGGAGGUCAAGGUACAGGGGUCAGGAACAGCAAAGCCCCAAGAAGGGACUAAGCUUGGCAUGUUGAGGUUCAGGAGGGAGCAGAGUGGCUGGAACUUGGUGAGAAAGUGCUGGAAGAUGAGAGCAGAGAUGGGCGAGGCCCCGUUGUGAGGCUUUGUAGCGAAGAAGGACAAGGAGACUAGAUUAUCUGUUAAGUGAGAUGAGAGAGUUCAUGAUUUAAUUCGUGUAAACAUUCUAAUUUAAUUGCUUUAUCGUUGAACAGGUAAUAGGGUCAUCUGAUUCAAAAUUCAGGAGUACCGAAAGGUAAACUAUCUCCCUCCCUCGCUUCCCCCACCUGCCCAGAUCCUCUCCCUGGAAGCCAUUUAGGUACUAGUUUCUUGUGUUUGCUUCCAUUGCCGUAAGAUAUUACACAUAAAGACAUCAAACACACACACUCCCCAUCCCUUUUGCUUUUACAGACGGUGGCAUAACAUUCACACCUUGCUUGUUUCCCUUCCCAUCCUGGAGAGCCUUUGUAUCAGCACUGGUAGGGUGUUCUCAUUAUCAUUUUUUGGGUAUGUCUGCAUAGGGUUCCACUCCGUGGGUGUACCAUAUUUAUUUAACCAGUUCCCUACUGAUAGUCACUUAAGUUAUUUCUCUGGAGGGUUUUAAGGGGAAGUAACAUUCUGAUUUAUAUUUUAGAGAGAGCCCUCUGGCUACUGGAUGGAGGACAGCUCCUCGGAGCUUGACGGUGGAGGCAGCAGCCCAGCCCUGCCCAGUUAGGGAGGGCUGCUGUUCUCCAGGAAAGAGAAGAUAAUGGUUUGGGACAGGGUGGCAGCAGUGAGGGCAUGAGAAAUGCGGGCAUGUGGGAUAUUGACGAGAUAGAACCAACAAUACUAGUUGAUGCCUUAAAUGUGGGGGGUAAGUAAAAUGGGGUCGGGACAGCUUUUGAGCCACAGCAAUUGGGGCGAUGGUGAGACUCCCUUAAUUUCUCAACAGCAUUUCCCGUCUGACUUCUGCAAACAGAGCAGGUGGUAAAGGCAGGAGAACUGGCAGUAAAAGAUGGGUCCUCUGCAUGAGACUCUUCCUUAUGUGGCAAAAACUUAAAAAACAUAUUAUAAGCACUACAUGUGAUGGAACACAUUUGGAAUUUUCCACCUUCCAUGUCUGAAAGGAAUCAAUCCCAAGGAAUUCCCUCCCAUCUCGCCAGCUGCUCUUUCUCAGUCUCCUCUGCAGGGCUCCCUCCGCCUGGCGUCUGACGGCCAGCAUUCCUCAGGGACCAGCCCUGAGCUCCUGCUCCUCCCUGCCCACAUUGUCUCCCUGGAGCAUCUCGUUCUGCCCUGUGGUUUUUAAUGCACCUAUAUGCUGAGUCACAGAUUCCUGUCUCCAACUCUGGCCUCUUCCCUGAGUUCUCCCUGGGGACUUAGAUACCCAGCUGCUUACUGACAUCGUCCCCUGCAUGUUUAAUAGACAUCUCACACUUAACAUGUUCCAAACGGAACCCUUGACCCUCUACUCACAAUCCUGUCUUCCCACGUGUCCAAUAUGUCUGCCAUAUAUCGGUAAAUGGCUACUCCAUUCACCAUCCACCCAGGUGCAUGAACUAUAAUCCUAGGAGUUAUAUUAGAUCACCCAGCUUCUCUUCAAGCCUUGUUGGUUCUAACUAGAAGUUUCAUCUCAAGUCCAUCCACUUCUCUUCAUCCCCAUCAUCCACACCUCUCACCUCCAUCAUCUUUCACUGGAUAAUCCUACACCGGUACCUGCUUAUCUACGCUCUCUGCCUCCAUUCUUGUCUUCCUGGAGCCUCUCUCGACACAUCAACCAAGUGGGUCUUUUCAAAGGUAAGUCAGCUCACGCCACUCCCCUGUUGAAAACUUUAAUGUGUUCCCAUCACAGCUCAAAUAAUAUCGAUUAUUAUUCCCUUCCCGUGGCUCCUGCCUACCUUCCAAUCCUAUUGACACCUCCUUCCCAGGCUCUCUCUGCUCCAGCCAUAGUGCCCUCCCUUUUCUUUCCUGAACACCUGGGACCAGCUCGUUUGCCCUCACUGUCCGUCUGCCUGGAACACUCUUCUCUUGGUACCCCACGUAACUGGCUCCUCUUCACCUUCAUGUAGGCCUACCUUGAAAGUUGCCUCUUCCACUUGAUCUAAAGCCCCUCCCCCCUCAUCCUGUGCCGCCUACAUCAGUGGGAGUGGGACCACUUAACAGUUUGCCAACUCUGAAAGAAUGCUGUGGGAAACUCUCAAGCAACUGGCACCAGAUUUCCAGUCUGUCACCUCGCUGUGUUAGUGCUGCUUAUGGACGAGUGCUCUGGGCAGCUGUGCAGAUAACCCACCCCUUUGAUCUGCUCAGCCUGCCACACAGUACAAUAAAUGUCACGAUAAAUGUCA